This is a messenger RNA of Saimiri boliviensis boliviensis (Bolivian squirrel monkey), 2103 nucleotides long. RefSeq names its product protein phosphatase 2C like domain containing 1 (gene PP2D1). The record is from RefSeq and is a predicted model, not a curated record. Gene Ontology annotation, biological process: protein dephosphorylation. NCBI's taxonomy places the organism in Eukaryota, Metazoa, Chordata, Mammalia, Primates, Cebidae. Gene Ontology annotation, molecular function: protein serine/threonine phosphatase activity.
AUUCCACACAGGGAGCUCUACCCUCAAGUCAGGGAACGCCCAUCACUGCUCUCAUCACUAUCCCCACUACUUGAGCCACGGCCACCUCUACCCUCACCCUCACUAUCACUCUCAAGUGGGAGAAAUAGAGGCCAGGGAAAGGGGACGAAGGGAGGGCAAAGAAAGGUAAUUCUAAAGGAACAUGAGCAUCAAUAAUGCUUUAAGAGUGUUUUGGAAAUCAAGAGAAUGGAAUACGAAAACAUCGACAUUUGAUACAGAUGAGCAUAUUUCACUUUUACCCAAAAGAAGACGUUUUAGAAAGAAAAGGUCAAGAGCAUUGAGAGACACCAAAAGCCAUGAAGAGGAGCAGGUCUAUGAGCAACUGACCACAUUACCCUGUUUCAUAUGCAAGCAUGAAAUUGACCUAUCUGGUAUUUUUCUCCAUAAGAAGCAACAUGUAGCUCUGGCCACACUGGGUUUCCAAUGGAUGGGUGGAAAGAAACCACAGCCUUCAGUGAUUGCUGUUCAGAGACAGUUCAUGAUUUCUAAACUAUUGUCAUCUUUUAUGCUCACUGAAAAAACCCUACAGAGCAUUAAUAAUGCUUUUGAGCUGCUUUGGAAAAAAAAAAUACCACCAGCAUACUAUAAGAUUUUUGAUAACAUUGACAGGAGUGUUGUAUAUUCUCAAAAAAUAUGCCAUCUAUUAAUUAAAGGAGUGGGCAUUUGUGAAGACAGGAAUUCUACAUGGAAAGCUGACAUGAAUGAUAAAUUCACUGUAGUGAGUAAUUUUGGUAAUAAAUCUAACGUGUGUUUUUUCGGCUUGUUCGAUGGACAUUAUGGUGCCUCAGCGGCAGAAUUUACAUCAGUGGAACUCCCAGUUUUACUUCUCCAUCAACUUUCCAAAUUUGAUCCUUCUUACCAAAUGACAACUGAUGAGCAACAAAUAAUCAAUUCCUUUUGCACCGUGUUUAGAGAAGAAUACACAGCAAUAGAAGACCUCUUUUCUGCCAUAAACAAAACAGAUGCAGUAAGAUGUGAGUUUGAGGACAUACACAAAGCUUUUGCAAAAGCAUUUUGGAGAAUGGAUAGGCUUUUACGUCUUGGAAGAAAAGAAGUGUCCAGGGUUCAAUGGAGUGGCUGCUCUGCAGUUACUUGUAUAUUGGAAGGUGAACCUACAAGUCCUUAUAAGAAUUGGAGAAGAGCAAAUAACCACGAUGGGUUGGCAGAGAGCUCCUCUUCCCAGGAGAUGCCAAAAAUGAUUUCUGGAACAUUACAUGUUGCAAACACUGGUAACGUGCAAGCAGUCUUAUGCAGAAAUGGGAAAGGUUUUUGCCUCACCAAAGACCAUACUACACGAAACACAAAUGAAAGAAGAAGAAUACUUCAGAAUGGAGCAGUCAUUAGCGCAAAUGAACCAUACGGGCUGGUAGAAGGGCAAGUAAAAACUACACGAGGACUUGGAUUUCAUGGAAAUCUCAAGCUGAAAAAAUCCAUUAUCCCAGCACCUCAAACUAUUUCUGUCCCUAUAGAUGACUUAUGUCAAUUCCUUAUUUUAGCUACUAACGGACUUUGGGAAGUUUUGGAUAAAGAAGAAGUCACUGCCUUGGCAAUGACAACAUUUCACGUGUAUAAAGAAACAUACUGUUCUAUCAUGCAUAACAAAUCUUCACCAUCCAAAGGGCCUCUGCUUUUUUUAAACAGUGAACCAAUCUUUACGAAAUCACAAAGUAAUAUCCACUUAUUGUUUCAGUAUAAAUCUGAAUCUAAAGAAUGUGUGUCAACUAAAAAUUCCAAAGAAAAUUUGUCUGAUUCAAACUAUUCUAAAUGUUCCAUUUAUAACCCUGAGAAUGUAGAAACAUUUCCAGCAGAAACGAUUCAUCAUGAACCUUGCAGUGAAAAAGUAACUGACAGACCAACCAGUGUAAAUGGUGUGGCAAUAAAUGAAAAAGAAUUAGGCACUAAGAGUUUCUAUGAAGGUGCAGCUGAGUAUGUUAGCCAUGAACUUGUAAAUGCUGCUUUACUGGCUGGCUCCAGAGAUAACAUUACAGUUAUGGUAAUAUUUCUCAAUGGAAGUAUCAGUUUCUGACAUAAAAAAUAAAGUUCCAAUUAUCCAGCACACCAAAA